CAUAGCAGCACCCAAAUCAAUUCAACACCACCAUGGCCAUCUCUACCACAAAUUAUUCAGUCCUAAUUCCUAUGUUUGUCUUUGUGACAACGUUGUUCAUGUUCCCCAGUAAGGUGAAGUCAGCACAGUCAUUAUCUUUUAGCUUCAGCAGGUUUGGUUCCGACCAAAAGGAUCUUAUCUUCCAAGGUGAUGCCAUUUCUACAAACAAUGUCUUACAACUCACUAAGCUAGACAGUGCAGGAAACCCUGUGAGUGGUAGUGUGGGAAGAGUGUUAUACUCUGCACCAGUGCCCAUUUGGGAAAACUCUGCGGUAGUGUAUAGCUUUGAAUCUUCUUUCACCUAUGAAAUCUCAACACCUUACACAUCUCCUCCGGCCGAUGGCUUGACCUUCUUCAUUGCACCAUAUGACACUGUCAUCCCUCCAAAUUCUGGUGGCAGACUCCUUGGACUCUUUACCGAUUCAAACGCUUUCAGAAACUCCUCCAUCUCUAAAAACCAAACCACUGUUGAUUUCAAAGCUGAAUCGAACAAAGUUGUUGCUGUUGAAAUGGACACCUACUCUAAUGACAAUGUUGGUGAUCCAUCAUACAAACACAUUGGAAUCGAUGUGAACUCUAUUAGGUCGAAGACAACUGCGCGGUGGGACUGGCAAAAUGGGAAAACAGCCACUGCACACAUCAGCUAUAACUCUGCCUCUAAAAGAUUGACUGUUGCUACUUUUUAUCCUGGGAGUAGUGCUGUCACGCUCUCCUAUGAUCUUGAGUUACAUACAGUGCUUUCUAAAUGGGCUCGAGUAGGGUUCUCCGCUUCAACUGGAGAACAAAAACAAAGAAAUACCAUUCUUUCAUGGUCUUUCACUUCAAGCUUGAAGAACAACGAGGUGAAGGAGGAGAAACAAGACAUCCUUAUUACAACUGUUGUGUGAUCAUAUGCGUGAUCAAUGAUGUUCUAUCUUAUAUGCAUGUAAUAUAUAUAUAUAUAUACAAGUGAUGAGUCAAUAAUGACAAGUACGGUGUAGUACUUGUAUGUUGUUUAUGUAUGAGUCAGUGUUUCUUGUUUAUUAUGUACGCAUAUAAAAGUAAAGAAUAUUAAUAAAAUCCUAUAUAUAUAUAUAUAUAUAUGAGUUUGUUUUA
Vigna unguiculata (cowpea) is the source of this 1134-nucleotide messenger RNA. RefSeq names its product flt3 receptor-interacting lectin-like. NCBI's taxonomy places the organism in Eukaryota, Viridiplantae, Streptophyta, Magnoliopsida, Fabales, Fabaceae. Gene Ontology annotation, molecular function: carbohydrate binding. The record is from RefSeq and is a predicted model, not a curated record.